Molecule: messenger RNA, 1998 nt
Organism: Apis cerana (Asiatic honeybee)
Lineage: Eukaryota; Metazoa; Arthropoda; Insecta; Hymenoptera; Apidae
Gene: mRpS26
Product: mitochondrial ribosomal protein S26
Cellular component (GO): mitochondrial small ribosomal subunit
Source: RefSeq, a predicted model, not a curated record
AUGUUCCUAACCUAGUAAUGAUUCCAAUCAUGAAAUUGAUAACAUAUUUUAAAAAUUAAGUUUUUAAAUAAAAUAAUCUUGAGGCUAAAAGUUAAAAGUUAUAUGUGUUACAGUAUAAUAUAAUCUUAAGUAUUCUUUAAUAUUCUUAAAUAAUCUUAGAAUUAUAUAUAAUACGGAAAAUUAAUUUUAAAUAAUGAUAGGAUCGCCAAUGAUACUUAAUAUUAAUAAAUUAACAGUACGAAAUUUAAAUAUUUAUGAUCAUUUAAUAUCCAAUGGACCCUGUAUUCAAUGUGUACGAUGGAAAAGAAAACCAAUUUGGUUACCAACAGCAAAAUCUAAGAUAUUUAGAGUACCAGAAAGAACAAUCAUACCUAUAGAAGAUUAUUGUGAACUUAAACGUUUGUUCAAUAAUUAUAGAACAAUAAUGAAAUCUUUAAUGUGUUUUUUUGUUGAAAAAGAAGAAGAAAAAAAAAAGAAUUUGGAUUUUAAUAAUACAAAAGUAAAUACAGAGAAAGAUUUUGAAAUAUGUUCUUAUAUAAAUGAUGAAUGGAAUAAAAAAAUAGCUAUGAUACGACAAGAAAGAUUAAAUCAAGAAAAAACAUACCGUAUACAAGAAAUUCAUAAAAAAUUAAAAGAAAAAAAGGAAAGAGAUUUGAAAACGCAAGAAAUUGUAGAUAUAAAUAUCAAAAAGGUGAAAAAAGAAGUUACAACAUUUAUUACACCUAAAAAUAUAGAUCAAGCUAUUCUGAAUGCAUUGGAAAAUAUUAUAGAUCAUAAUAUUGCAAUUGAUCGUAAUGGUAAUUUUUACAAAGAUGAGCCUAAAAAAAAUGAAUCAUCUACUAUAGCUAAUAGAACAAAUUAAAAUAAAUGUUACAUUAUAAAUAUUUCCUUCUAUAUCAACUUCAAUUUAAUACAUUUUUUUCUAAUUCAGAAUAUAUUUAUUGAAAAUGAUCAUAUAUAAUGUAAUGUAUUUAUAAUAUAAUAACAAAAAGAUUGUAAACACAUCCAUUCAAGUUCUGUAAGUAUAUAUGCUUUACAAUAUGGCAUACAAAUUUUAUUAAUUAUCUGAUUUUAUAGUUUGCUUUUCCAUAUUGUUGCAACUUAUAUUUAAGACAUUAGGUGCACAAAUUUUUUUCGAACGAUCUAAUGUAUUAUCGUCUUUUACAAAUCAUUUUUAAUUUUUUACAAAAAUGUGCUUCAUUGAUAUAAAUCAAUAUAGAUUUCAUAUAUUUUUCUGUAUCGACGAUAAUCACAGGUAUUAAUUUGUAAUUUGCAUAAUAUUUAUUUUUGUAUUAAAAUAUCAUAACUUUAACAACAGACAAUUUUAUACCUGAAUGAAAUUGUGUUUGAACAUAUGGUUUGAGAUAUUUAUAUGUGAAUCUACUUGCAUUAUGCAUUGCAAUAUACUCAUUAAGAAUAAUUACUUUUAUAUUUCAUAUAUAUAUAUACUUGUAACAUACUAUGACGUAAUUUUAUUGUUGAAAUAUCUUUGGUUUAAACACACUCUGUUUAAAAAAAAACAAAUAGACAAUUAGAUCGCCGGUUGUUAACUAAAUUUCAAGAUUUCAAAAUAUAAGAAUAAACGUAUAUUAUAUAAAAGAUUUAUCUUUCAAUUCAACUUUAAAUGCUAGUAAAAAAAUGUAUAUUAAUCUAUUAUUUUAUAAUUUUCCUACAUCAUGAAUAAUAAUAAUUAAUGUAUAAUUCUAUAUUGAUAUUUAUUGUACGUGCUUAUGUAUAGAUUUAUAAAAUUUAAGAAUAAGUCUUUGAGUUUUAAAAUCUGUAAUAAUUAAUAAUAAAGUCUUCUAUUAAAACACAAGUAAAAUCAAUAUUAAUAAAUAUUAAUAAACAAAAAACAAUCAAUAACAAUUAUUAAAAAUAACAAAUCUACUCAUUACAUUAAAAUGUUAUUUAUAGAAUGAUAAAAUAAGCAUAAAAUAAAAAAUACAUGUAAGUUUUGUCAUUGAUUGUGAUACAAAAUAAAAUUUAUUAAAAUUUUAA